Messenger RNA from Mesorhabditis spiculigera, 2661 nucleotides. NCBI's taxonomy places the organism in Eukaryota, Metazoa, Nematoda, Chromadorea, Rhabditida, Rhabditidae. The record is from the annotation of a GenBank genome assembly.
AUGUCUCGAAAACUCCCAUCAGGGAAACGGGUGAGCGUCCCGCGCAUUGGGACCGACUUUCCGCCAUUGGAUAUUAGCAGUAUUCUGCCGGAUUCCGACGAUUCUGACUGCCGAAUUGUCGAUUUCCUCGACGAGUCGUCGUUUAUAGAAGAGCUGGCGAAACAGAGGGAGGCCGACGAGUUGCGGCGGGCUAACAUUGAAAAUGAAACGCCGGAGGACAGGUACAUCGAAAAAUCGAGCCAAAAGUCGAUAGUUUCUGACGAUUCCGAUUCGGCGAGGCGGACGACGUACGAUUUGGAGGGCGAGGAGAAGCAGACAACUCGUCCUAGCCGUUUCGAGAUCACGGACGUCUUUGCCGAGAUUUCCAACUCUUCCCGCCAGUCUUCGGACUCGAUGGGCUCUCCGAGGCCAAGUACCAGCCGCGCUCCAGAGAAAACGCUGCCGUUUUGUGAUCGCAUGUCGUCGGGCUUCAAUUUUACGGCCAGUCGUCAAAUCCGAAAGUCGGGAAAUCUUUGGCAAAUCGACUCGUCGAUGGAGGAGGAGAGCAGCGGGAAACAAAAAAGGUACAGCGACGUCUUCAUCACCUCCAGCGACAAGGCGUUUGAGAACGUGUUUUCUGAUGUCGAAGACCUGCUCCCCGCCGAGAAUCCCUGCCAACAAAAUGCCGCCUCAUCCGUGCGCAUCGAUUUGCUCAAAGUGUCGCAGCAGACGCAGUGCCGCUCUUUUGUCCUGAAAGGCUGUCGAAUUCUCGUCGAAAUCAAGUGCUGCACGGAGUACGCGACGAAAUUGCGGCUGUUGGCCCGGAAUAUAGGUGCUACUGUAACGAACGCGUUGGAUACGGCAGUGACGCACGUGAUUUUUGGAUGCGGUGGUGAUAAUAAGACGCCGGAAAUCGUCGCGCCGAGCUGGCUGGAGAGUUGUGCCGAACUGAUGGAGAAGCUGAGCCCGGAUACGUAUUCGAUCAAGAAAGUGAUGGCCGACGAGGUGGCGGAGGCCAGCCGAUUCACGAAUCAACGUGAAGCCGACGAUGACGACGACGACGUCAUCGUGAUCUCUUCUGGUUCUGUUGAAGCUGAACGUCGAGGAUCCUUCGCCCCUCCGAAAGACGUGGCACGCCGCAGCUCUGCCGCCAGCGAAUUGCAACGGAUUUUUGAUCAGACGUCCCGAACCGACACCAGCCUCGACCAUCCGGUCACCACCAACCAGCUGCUGCAGUACUUGAACAAGAUGAACUUCCAGGAGCGUCUCGACCAGCUGAUGCGAUGUGACUCCACCGGCCACGGCGCGCGCUGCAUGUCGGGAGGGCUGUUGGCCCAGUACGCCCCGAGCCCGCAGGAUUCGUUUGGAGCGGAUGCGGAUGGGUUUCAAGAUGAUCUACCACCGGCGCCUACGCAACAAUCCACGCAACAGCCAGGCCCGUCUGCCCCCAGAUUCUCGAAGCCACGCUCGAAAACGCGACGGCCAAUCGAAGCCGGCCAGGCCGCGAAGAUUGGCACGAUUUUUGAGCAGAGAAAGAUUCUACGCCGACGUUCGAUGGGCGGCUUCUCCCUGCAGCACCGCGCCCCCGAUUCCCUGGCCGCAUUGAAGCAGCGAGAGAAUCUUGAUGAAUUGGCCGUCGUCAACUGCCUGCCACUUCCGGUGAAGCUAAAGAAGGCAAAGCCCAAGCCCAAGUCGCGAACCCAGCUGACGCAGACUCGGAAGCGGAUCACGAAGAAGGCGAGGGCGAGGAAGGCGCCGAGUCCGGUGAGCCGGCUCUCGCAGGCCGUCUCGGUGAUGGAGAUCGACGACGGCUCCCAGAAUUCGACGAUCGACCCGGCGCGCAAGAGCUUUGUCCGGACACAGAGGCGACUACGAUACCGCGGCCCGCCCCGCUCCAGCCAACACCGAACGCCUUCCGGUUCUCGGUUCCGUGGCGAGCCGCGCACGCCGAUCGUUGAUACCGCCAGCUCGUUCCUAAACCGCGUGCUUGCCACGCCGUCCUCCGACGAGUUUGCGCACCCAAGAACGUCGCGCUACGCCUCGAAGAAGGUGUCGCUGACCCAGAUUCCCACGAGGAGCGAAGAGGCGCGUCUACGCGAACUGCUCGAAGACCUCGGGCUUGAGGCGGUGAAGCAGCCGAACGAGGAAACGAGAUGCGUAGUCUCCGGGCAUGGCGAUCGUACCCUUCAAGUCUUCCUGGCCGUCGUCUACGAGCUCCCGAUCGUCACCCCGCAGUGGCUGAUAGAUUCGGCAGACGCCGGGCGCCCGCUUUCCUACCAUAAGUACGAAUACGAGCAGUGGGCAGAUCUGGCUACGGCCCGAAAGUCACGUACGCGCAACGGCGUCUGCGAGCUGUUCCGACCGCUCGGAGGCAUCUACAUCGAUAAGGGCUGCAACAAGCCGGCCGCCACCCACAUGAAGACCAUUGUCGCGAGAUCGGGCGGGAGUCUGGUCUCCUCCGUCGACGGUGCCAUGAUGAUCGUCUGCCCGGAAGACGUCGCGCAUCCGGUCCCGCCCUUCAGCACCCAAAUCGUCGUCUCGCUGGUCACCGAGAAAUACAUACUCGAUUGCAUCGUGGAGAACAAGCUGCUCUCGCUGCGCGGCUACUCGCGGCCCGUUGUCCCGGAGAACUCGUUCCUCUCCAACGACGAGAACAGCGAUGAGCCAAGCCAUCUUACAGAU